This is a messenger RNA of Aplosporella prunicola CBS 121167, 2085 nucleotides long. RefSeq lists its product as uncharacterized. The record is from RefSeq and is a predicted model, not a curated record. The transcript has 3 exons. NCBI's taxonomy places the organism in Eukaryota, Fungi, Ascomycota, Dothideomycetes, Botryosphaeriales, Aplosporellaceae. Bases 1 to 2085 code for a protein of 694 amino acids.
AUGGCAUCCCAGCCACCAGGACGUGAUUAUUGGAAAGAAAACUAUGGCUAUACUCCAGUCUUUGAGAAAGUCGAGGCCACCGACGGCCAGUGGUAUUACCAACUAAAAGAUUUUGUUGGGGCGCCGCCCAAGACACGCGCGGGAGCAGGAUGGGUUCGAGAAGACUCGCUCUUAGGUUCUUCACAUCGCGGCGAGCUCAAGCAGUACAACACUAUCCAGGAUGCUCUCGAAUAUCAACAGAAAUGGAGGGUAGUGAAACUCUUGAACGACGAUUUCGGAAGGAUGACGGAAGGAGAUUAUAACUGGCUUCGAGAACUUGGUUCUGUGGGAUACGCUCAUAAUGAGAUGGCCACGUUACUACUUAAUGAAGCAAAGGACGCACCGUGGAUCGUCUUUGAGCCGCACAACUUCGAGAAAACUGAGCCAGCAACGUCAUUCCAUUACGCUGGUUGUGCGCAUCAACAGACCGGGCCGUUUUCCAAGACUACUCAAACAACUCGGCCAUAUGAUACGGAUCUACGGAACACUGUCCAAGAGCUUUGUGUGUUAGCAGGUAUCCUUCCAAUUUCCAAAGACCGAGAGGAUUGGAACGGCGCAGUUGUCUUUGGAGGGGAUAGCCGUAUCGCCGUGAUCUAUGGAAGUCCUUUCGAGAAAGCAAAGUCAGACAACACAGCUCUAUUACGGAUAUAUCAUGCUCUGGAGAAUUUUUGCACGGCUGCUCGGUAUGCUCAGGAAAUAUAUAUAUGCUGCGACUCAUUCACAUUCAUCAAAAAAGUCCAUGGAGACUCAAAGCCAAACAAUCUUGAGCUCGUUCGAAUCAAGUUCGACUUGGUGCUUUUCCUCAAAAACAAUAUACUAAGCCUCCCGGAUGAAGUGCAAUCAUCAACAAAACAGGGGAAUUUCAGCUCCAGGGCGGCUGCUGCUGCUGAAGCGAUACUUCAGCUGCUGGAAAUACCUUUCACCGGCUUAACAAACCAAUCAAACUUCAGAAGUGCGGGCCUGAAAGCUGCCUCUUGGGAUUUUAAUUCUGAAUGGGAACAUGCCCUCCAUAUCUGUGCACUUGCUACUCAAUUCCUUUGUGUGGGCCUUGUUUCAUUUACACAGGCUCAUUUGGGAAAGUUUGAACCGUUUUUCAUCGACACAACAAUACAAGAGCUGCUAUUAUCAGGAGCACUUCCAUCGCCAUCGGAAGAACAAGCAGCUCAUAUUCCCUUAAUACAUGUUUCUUUUGCUGAACUCACCUGCCUUGCGGUAAUGACACGGGGUCCAGUACUCUCGUUCAGCAUCGUAUACCGAAAACCCCACGUAAUUUCUUCGGAGAAUAAAGCCAAACAUGACUUGAUUUGCCGGUUGGAUGACUUGCUGGAGAUAUGGGGACCCGGACACUCUAUCCCAUCAGUGGGUAGUGAGGAGCAAAUCACAACAGUCGAGAUUGGAGGAGGAUUGCUCUACGUCGUGGAUCCAGCGAACAGCAAGUUCCACUGGGGACCCGUCAGCGAUGUUAGCGACUCAACAAUACCCUCUUUCCCACCAACUACCAGAAUGACCAUAGGAGCGGUGACCAUAGUCAAUCAAAACUGCAUCAAUGACGAGGGAGACCGGAGAGCCUGUUCCCAAGUUCUAGUGAACUUGGGUGUAUGCCAAGAUUCGUACGAACUGAGCCAAAAACAAUUCGGCUCACAAUUCGGCCAGACUAAUGCCUUGUUUUCUUACAACCAGACCUACACCAAACAAGCGGGAAUUCCACUCAAAAAGGUAGAACUGGAAGCCACAGAAGGACCAGCCCUACUUCAAGUCCUGGAUUGUUAUUGGGGACUUCAAGUAAGCUUUUGUACAGGCAUAGCUCGGGGAGUCCCGCUGAGAGAACUCGUCGCUGAUCUUCUCCUUACUUGGGCAGCGGCUCACGGCAUGGAGGUUGAGAUAAAAACUUGGGAAAAGAAGUACCAAGUCCUGGGUGCAUUCUCAGCUUCUACUAACUUUCAGGAAUGGGCAUUGCAGCUUCGCAAAGCUGACAAAGGUGUCUAUAAACACCUUAUGGAAUUUGCGAAGGAUAUACUGAGUACCCUGAGAUCAACUGGAUAUUGA